GCUAAUUAUCAGUCAUAAAGUCAGGACGUAUUCUGCGCGUAAAAAUGAGAUUUCAUUUAAUUUACUUGCUGGGUUUGCUCAGUGUGUCAAGUUUAACCCAUGGUGGCAAUCUGAUCUGUUAUUAUGACUCGGCCUCGUAUUUGCGCGAAGGUCUGGCCAGAUUGCAUACGAGCGAUCUGGAAUUGGCCAUGCAAUUUUGCAGCCACUUGGUUUACGGAUACGCGGGACUGAAAGCGGGAACCCAUGAGUUAUUCAGCUUAAAUGUGGACCUGGAUAUGUUCUAUUACAAGGACAUUACAGCCCUGCGUCAGAAGUUUCCUGAACUGAAAAUUCUCCUCAGUGUUGGCGGCGAUCACGAUGUGGAUCUGGCUCAUCCCAAUAAGUAUAUAGAGCUUCUGGAGGCAAAUCGCACGGCCCAGCAGAAUUUCAUAGAUAGCAGCAUGAUCUUGCUGAAAAGAAAUGGUUUCGAUGGCCUUGAUCUGGCUUUUCAGUUGCCCCGCAAUAAGCCCAGAAAAGUACAUGGAUCUAUUGGAACCUAUUGGAAGUCGUUCAAGAAACUGUUUACCGGUGACUUUAUAGUAGAUCCCCAGGCGGAAGAGCACAAGUCACAGUUCACCGAUCUCGUGGGGAAUCUGAAAAAUGCUUUCCGAUCUGCCAGUCUAAUGCUUACUUUAACUGUCUUGCCCAAUGUGAAUUCCACUUGGUACUUUGAUGUCCCCAAACUUCAUCCCCAGUUCGAUUAUAUUAACCUGGCUGCCUUUGACUUCCUUACCCCCUUGAGAAAUCCCGAAGAGGCCGACUAUACAGCUCCGAUAUUCUUCCUGGACGAACAGAACCGCUUGCCUCAUUUGAAUGUUGAAUUCCAGGUUAAUUACUGGCUGCAAAAUCAUUGUCCCGCCCAGAAGUUAAACUUGGGUAUAGCUAGUUAUGGCAGGGCCUGGAAAUUGACCAAGGAUUCUGAACUGAGUGGAUAUCCAGUAGUUCACGAGACAUUUGGAGCUGCUCCUGGAGGUCAGCAAAUCAAGAGUUCCGAGGGUUUGCUAAGUUGGCCAGAGAUUUGCGGCAAAAUAUCGCAGAAUUCAUCAGCCCUGUAUCGAGGAGAACAGGCGCCCCUCCGCAAGGUCACUGAUAUCACCCAGAAAUACGGAAAUUACGCCCUUCGUCCGGCGGAUGAGAAUGGAGAUUAUGGUUUCUGGGUGAGCUUCGAUGAUCCGGAUUUUGCUGGAAUUAAGGCAGGAUAUGUCAGGGGCAAAGGACUCGGCGGAGUUGCCGUAUUCGAUUUAAGUUACGAUGACUUCCGGGGACUUUGCACUGGCAUGAAGUUCCCCAUUGUGCGAUCCAUAAAAUACUUCAUGGGCUGUCUGGGCAAGCUGCUCAAUCCCGAUCUGGAGAUCGCCUUGCAAUUCUGCAGCCACUUGAUAUACGGCUACGCGGGACUACGGAAUGAAAACCUCCAGGCGUACAGUCUGAACGAGAACCUGGAUGUCUACAAGCAUCAGUUCUCCGAGGUGACUGCCUUUAAGAGGAAGUAUCCCCAUCUGAAGGUUCUGCUGAGUGUGGGCGGUGAUCGCGACAUCGAGGUGGAUAAUCGCAAUAAAUAUAUCGAGCUUCUGGAGGCCGAGAAGGUUCGUCAAGUGGGAUUCAUCCGAUCGGCGUUUGACUUGGUCAAGAACUACGGCUUUGAUGGCUUGGAUCUGUCCUAUCAGUUCCCCAAGAACAAGCCCAGGAAGGUUCACGGAGACUUGGGGUUGGCCUGGAAGAGUAUCAAGAAGUUAUUCACUGGGGAUUAUAUAGUGGAUCCCAAGUCCGAUCUGCACAAGGAACAGUUCACCGCUCUUGUUAGGGAUGUCAAGGACUCCCUGCGAAAUGAUGGAUUCCUGCUCAGUCUCACUGUACUACCCAAUGUUAACUCUACUUGGUACUUUGACAUUCCCGCUCUGAAUGGCUUGGUGGACUUUGUUAAUCUGGCCACCUUUGACUUCCUGACUCCUGCUCGUAACCCCGAGGAGGCGGAUUAUAGCGCUCCCAUCUACCAUCCCGAUGGAUCGAAGGAUCGCUUGGCGCAUCUCAACACUGAGUUCCAGGUUGCCUACUGGUUAAACCAGGGAUUCCCAGCGAAUAAGAUCAACGUGGGUGUGGCUACCUAUGGAAAUGCCUGGAAACUAACCAAGGACUCGGGUCUCGACGGAGUUCCAGUGGUGCCUGAGACCAAGGGACCAGCUCCCGAGGGUGGCCAGAGCCAAAAGCCAGGUCUACUUAGCUAUGCCGAGAUCUGCGGAAAGUUGUCGAAUCCCCAGAAUCAAUUCCUCAAGGGCAACGAUUCGCCUCUGCGAAGAAUUUCGGAUCCCACCAAGAAAUAUGGUGGCAUUGCCUAUCGCCCCGUAGAUGGUGCAAUAACCGAUGGUAUUUGGGUGAGCUAUGAUGAUCCCGAUUCGGCCUCCAAUAAGGCAUCCUACGUACGUGCCCAUAACCUUGGAGGCGUGGCCCUGUUCGAUCUGAGUUAUGAUGAUUUCCGUGGUCAGUGCACGGACUUAUCAGUGGGUGCAGCCAUAAAUAGUCGUGGCUUAGCCUAUUUAAACUAUGAAUCGCUCUCUGGGUUUAUCUCUCUCUCUGCAAAGAUGACUGGCUCUCUGUGGCUCAGUUUGGCACUGAGUCUGGCUGUUUUGGCUCAAUACCAAGUGAGCGCCACCUCUAAUCUGGUUUGUUUCUACGACUCUCAGGGUUUCCAGCGUCAGGGCCUGGCUCAGUUUUCGAUGACCGAUAUAGAGCUGGCCCUGCAAUUCUGCACCCAUUUAAUUUACGGUUAUGCGGGUGUUAAUGCCGACAACUACGAAAUGCAGAGCAUUAACAAGAGAUUGGAUCUAGAGCAGCGUCAUCUGGCACAGAUCACCAGUUUGAAGGAUCGCUAUCCCCACAUCAAGUUCUUGUUAAGCGUUGGUGGAGAUGCCGAUGCGAACGAUGGGAACCAGUAUAUUAAACUCUUGGAGUCGGGACAGCAGGGUCACAGGCGCUUCAUCGAAUCUGCUCGGGAUUUAGUCAGGCGUUAUAAUUUCGAUGGUCUGGACUUGGCCCUCCAACUACCCAGGAAUAAGCCCCGUAAAGUUCACGGCGAUGUUGGUUCUGCCUGGAAGAGUUUCAAGAAGUUCUUUACCGGCGAUUAUAUCGUGGAUACCGAAUCGGAAACCCACAAAGGUCAGGUGACUGCCCUGAUCAAGGACCUGAAUGCCGCCCUGAAACAAAAUAAUCUGCUGCUCAGUCUCACCGUUUUGCCAAAUGUUAACUCAAGCUGGUACUACGAUGCUCCCUCGAUUGCGCCCAGCUUGGACUUGAUCAAUCUGGGAACCUUUGACUUCGUCACCCCGCAACGCAAUCCGGAGGAGGCGGACUUUUCGGCGCCGACUUACGGGGCCGUUGGAGAGAAUCGCUUGGGACACUACAAUGUGGACUUCCAAAUGGAACACUGGCUGCUCCAGAGAGUGCCUGCCAAUAAGAUCCAUAUAGGAAUUGCCACCUAUGGCAGGACCUGGAAGAUGACCAAGGAUUCGGGUGACUCUGGAAUGCCAGUGGUUCAUGACACCGAAGGACCUGCUCCAGCAGGACCUCAGAGCAAAAAGGAGGGUCUCCUCAACUGGGCUGAGAUUUGCCAGCUGAUGCCGAACCCGGGUAAUUCCAAUGCCAGAGGACCGAGUGCCCCGGUUAAAAGGGUUAUUGAUCCCACAAAACGAUAUGGCAGCUACGCCUUCCGUGCCGCCGAUGAGAAUGGAGAUCACGGACUAUGGAUCAGCUACGAUGAUCCGGAUUCGGCCUCUGGAAAGGCAAAAUACGCCAGGGACAGGAAUCUGGGAGGAGUGGCGCUGUUCGAUUUAACCCAAGACGAUUUCCGUGGUCAGUGCACCCAGGAUCGAUUCCCCAUGCUGCGUGCCAUCAAGUACAGACUUCUCUAGGCCCAAUUCAGACCAUAAUCCAGACAUCACCAGCACGCAAAUGUCACAAGGAAAAUUGUGGGGCAGCUAAAACAAAUGUCAACCGAUCGGUGGCUUUAGGCCUCCUUCUGUGUCUGUCCCUUUUUGCAAAUUAAUUACAAAGUUGUAAACUAAAAUGCACCGCAAAUUAA
Molecule: messenger RNA, 4114 nt
Organism: Drosophila suzukii
Lineage: Eukaryota; Metazoa; Arthropoda; Insecta; Diptera; Drosophilidae
Source: RefSeq, a predicted model, not a curated record